Messenger RNA from Linderina pennispora, 576 nucleotides. RefSeq lists its product as uncharacterized. NCBI's taxonomy places the organism in Eukaryota, Fungi, Kickxellomycota, Kickxellomycetes, Kickxellales, Kickxellaceae. The transcript has a single exon. The coding region runs from base 1 to 576 and encodes 191 amino acids. The record is from RefSeq and is a predicted model, not a curated record.
AUGGCUGGCCGCAGCACAGGUGCAGCGUGUUCAGCGAUGCAAAGCACAUACAGCCGGGAUAUGCUUGGCAUAUGCGCACACGUAAUCAACAUCCUCGCUCCUGCCGGCAACAACACGCACGGCUCCUGCCCUGGACACAUGGGCAGACGUGGAUUAGCACACAGGAGGGAAAAGUGUGGAACCACCGCUCCCAAAAAUAAGGGCGGUCGGCGGAUUGACACGGCAAGCAUGGAAGCGAGGACUGCUGCAGAUGGCCAAUUUUUGUUUGUCGCAGAGAUGGCUGGUGAGGGAGCGCGCGCUUUGCAAAAAUUGAUGGGAACAGCUGGCUGGCAGGCAAAUCGCGCACACUUCCAUCCAUUUCCCUCCUCUCCACCCGCCCUUGCCGAGGAAAAUGGCCAGGACACGCAGUCACCCCGGGUCCUCAGCGAUUAUCAAGAAUCAGACGGCACGAGUAAUCCCAGAGAGGCGCAACGGGUUCCAAAAGGCAAAAAGGCGAAAAGAGGCAAUAAGGCUGCAGCUCGCUUUUUGGGCAUCCCGCCAAAGAGCGAAACAAAUGCGAAAUUGACGAGAAAAUAA